AUGAUGAACUACGACAAAAAAAUCCUGGAAGUUCGAAACCAGACGAACGCAUUACCUUCAAAUCUGACUAAUGAAGAUUGUGAAAUAUGCAGUUUAGCUCAACUGGAUGCCACGCUUAUUCCUAUCAUAUUUUCGCUAAUCUUCAUUCUUGGAUUGGUGGGCAAUUCCGUCGUCAUAUACACAGUGUUAAGAAACAAAGCCAUGAAGAGCGUCCCGAAUAUCCUGAUAGUCAGUAUGGCGGUGGGUGAUUUAAUACUGAUAUUGAUAUCGGUUCCAUUCACCGCUGCUGUAUACGCAUUCCCGCAUUGGCUGUUUGGUAACUUCGUUUGCAAACUGAAUGCCUUCCUUCAAACAGUUUCUCUCGGAGUAAGCAUCUUUACUCUUUCUGUGUUGAGUCUGGAGAAGCACAAUGCCAUUAUUAAUCCGUUCAAAUACCACAGAGGCACGAUGUUCCAUCGCACAGUGUUUAUAACGGCAUUGGUUUGGGCUUUCGCCACAGUGUUGGCUAUACCAGACGCAAUUUCUUACUACACUUUCCAUAUACCGGAUGAGGACAAUAGCACUUUCAGGUCUUUCUGCUACCCUUAUCCAGUAUCAUGGCCGCGCUGGUACAGUCGGUUCCAUGUCACAUUCCAUGCGUUGGUGUACUACCUGGUUCCAUUAAGUCUAAUUGCAUAUUCCUAUAUCAAGAUGGCACAACAUCUGUUGAAGUCCACACACUCAGAUAACUUGUGGGACUUUCAGAAGAAUCCAAACAAAAAUGGUAAUACUGGGAAAUUGUACAAACACAAUACAUUUUUAGACGUCCGAUGA
Lingula anatina is the source of this 813-nucleotide messenger RNA. RefSeq names its product neuropeptide CCHamide-1 receptor-like. Lineage: Eukaryota; Metazoa; Brachiopoda; Lingulata; Lingulida; Lingulidae. Gene Ontology annotation, biological process: G protein-coupled receptor signaling pathway. Gene Ontology annotation, molecular function: neuropeptide Y receptor activity. Gene Ontology annotation, cellular component: plasma membrane. The record is from RefSeq and is a predicted model, not a curated record.